AUGGUCGAAUUAUUUUACAAAGAAGAUUGCUACCCCAUUCGUCUUCGACCUCUGUCGGUGGGGCCUCCCCUGCAAAUCUCCCACCUCGUCCUUCUCGCAGAGGAUCUUCCAUUGUCCGACCGACCUCCUUCGCUCGUCCCAAGACUGCGCGUCCACCCCAGCCUGCCGCCCUUGUUAGCCCCCGGGCUGCGACUACUAUUCACCAAUGUCACCUAUGCAAGCCCGGCCUUCAGAGAAGCUUCUCAAGCAGCUCGCCGGGCCCGUUCUGCAAAUGACCUCUUGAAUCGUGACGCCCCUUCUUCUUCUCGGCGUAGGGCUCGGUUACCAUCUGAAGAUUCUGACUCGGAUGACCAACCUUUGGCUCUAAGGCUUCGCCGCCAAGCCCCUCAUCCUGUGCCAGACUCAAGCCCGUCCGCUAUCCCUUCUCCUUCACCUCCUGUGGCGGUCGCUUCUCCUCCUUCGCCUCCUAUUGCGACCCCGACUCCUGUCCCGAGCCAGGCAUAUGUUCUGCCUGAUCCCUCCACGGUUCCGGUUAAGCCUCCACUCGCUCAACCUUCUCCGUCUGAGGUUCAGGUUGAUCCCCCGCUGGUUCAACCCUCCACUUCGCAACAGCCUCCAAGCAUUGAAGCUGGCCCCUCACAGCGCCCUUCAUCAACUACCUCACCUCCAGAGCCCUCUCUUGUGCCCCCUUCAGCUCCUUCUGGGUCGGCCGCUAGACCUUCUAGCUCAGCUGCUGGGCCUUCCCAGCCACCAUCGCCUGUCUGUGCAAAGUCCCUGACCAUAAAUAAAUCCUUCCAUGCUGUUCAUUAUCAAAACAAGAUGCUACGAGACAAGGUUGUCGAACUGGAGCUGCAAUUAAAUAACCCGAUGCAAGCUAAUCACGCCCUGAGAGCUGAAGUAAAAGAUCUAGCCAAAAGGAAGAAUAGCCUGGAAGUAUCUUUGGCGAUAUCUGAUCGAGAGCUUAAGGGCCUCAAGGAAGAAAAAAGCCAGGUCGAUGUCGUGCACCAGCAAUACAUGGAUCAGCAAACUUUAGAGCAUCGGCGAGCUAUUGAUCAAUUGACCCAGAAGUUGCGUGUUGCUGAAACUUUAGCACAGGAGCAAGGCAAGAAAUUAAAAUCCCAGGAAGCCCAAUUAACAUCUCAAGCAGCAGAACUCUUGACAGCCCGGACUGAACUGGCUCAGGCCCGGGUCACUGCUGAGGGAAUAUCUACGGCCCUGGCCAUCUAUAAGGAAGGGGAGAAUGACAGCUGUCAACAAAGUCACACUUUGUACCUGCGUUCCCCAGAGUUCUGUACACAAGUAGGGCAGCGCUUCUCCACUUCUGUUAUUUUUGGUGCAGCCAGAGCUCUACAACAACUUUAUGAAUAG
Molecule: messenger RNA, 1368 nt
Organism: Zingiber officinale
Lineage: Eukaryota; Viridiplantae; Streptophyta; Magnoliopsida; Zingiberales; Zingiberaceae
Product: formin-1-like
Exons: 3
Coding region: 1-1368 (455 amino acids)
Source: RefSeq, a predicted model, not a curated record